AUGGAGCAACAAGGGUUAGGAAUUUUGCUUGGUCUUGGCUCACUGGCACUCGGCUACGUAUUCUCAAAGAUAGGGGAAUAUGGAGGGAAGGAAGUGGAUCGUUUAAAGAACGUGCCUCGCUAUUACGACUAUUCUAAGCUAAGGAAUGACCUCUCUGCCUCUUCUAAUGGGGUUUUGUCACAAGUCAUGGUACAGGGUACCGCCAGACGGCCUCCUGGCUCCCCCUCUCUCUAUUCAGAAGACGCGGGGAUCGAAGGAGCAGCUAGACUAGUUAUAACAACCAACACCAGCAAAGUAUAUAACCAGACGAAUGACAAAUGGGAGGAGAAGAACAGGAGCCUUGAUAACGUGUGUCUCUCGGUUCCAUUCACAUUAACCGACCCAAAGGGUAAUGGGGUGACUGUCGAGAACAUUCACAUGUCACGCGGUUUCCGCUCUAUACUGCAAAUGGUCUAUCAGUUUAAAAGAGAGCCGGAGCAAAGAUCAAUAGGAGACUAUGCUGUUAACAUGACAUUGAGCGAAAUUCCAACAGGAUCGAGAACAAAGGAAUACAUGCUCCUCUAUGGCAGUAUGCUCGCUGGUAUUGGUGAUGCCAUGCAGCAAGGAGGGAGUGAUAUCGUCUUUUAUCCUAGCGAAGUCGGCAAAUCCAUACAGUCCUUGAUUUACGAGAAAGAAAUGAUUGUCAGUUUCAGCAAGUUUAUGACGACAGUUCUUGUACUUGGAGGGUGCUCUAUGAUAUUUAUAGCUUUUAUGCUGCCUUGGAUUAGAGAGAAACUGAGGAGAGAGAGUGAAAGGGACUUGCAAAGUUACUAA
This is a messenger RNA of Amphimedon queenslandica, 813 nucleotides long. Its product is annotated as mitochondrial ubiquitin ligase activator of nfkb 1-A-like. The record is from RefSeq and is a predicted model, not a curated record. Gene Ontology annotation, biological process: organelle organization; protein ubiquitination. The coding region runs from base 1 to 813 and encodes 270 amino acids. Gene Ontology annotation, molecular function: ubiquitin-protein transferase activity. Lineage: Eukaryota; Metazoa; Porifera; Demospongiae; Haplosclerida; Niphatidae. The transcript has a single exon.